Messenger RNA from Necator americanus (New World hookworm), 315 nucleotides. RefSeq lists its product as uncharacterized. NCBI's taxonomy places the organism in Eukaryota, Metazoa, Nematoda, Chromadorea, Rhabditida, Ancylostomatidae. The transcript has a single exon. The record is from RefSeq and is a predicted model, not a curated record. Bases 1 to 315 code for a protein of 104 amino acids.
AUGAUGAGCGGGGAAUUCACGUGUGCGAAGAAAGAAUGCGUGAGAGCAUCGACCAGCGAUGGAGGUGGUGGUGGUGGUGGUUGGGGAACGAACCCGGAGGGUUUUCCCCGAGGUUACCUCGGACCCUCGUGUCCGUCGUUGACCGACCGACCGAGCGAGCAACCGAGGAACCGACCGACCGCCCGACCGACCUCCAACCGCAAAGGCGUGUGCGGCGUGAAAUUCAAUUCGCAACCGAGACAAUAUGUAAGCGUGCUGAUUGCCCCCCGAGCCUCACGCCCUCCAACUCCCCGUCGCAUCAUCGAAGCUGAUUAG